UGUUCCAAGCACUUCGUCGCGUACUAAGGACGUGUUCUUUUCUCUAGAAGAGAAAACAUUAGUUCGCCGGAUACAUUUUUUUUUGUUCGACGGCAGAUUCUGAACGUGCCAUCCAUCCAAAUUUAAAGGAGGGGGGACCCAGGAAAGGGAAUGAAAGCCUGUUCCUGCCAUCCCUUAUGCUCUUCUACCACCUCUACAUGUCUUGUAACCUUGAGGGACCCCACAUUUUCCCAUUUGAGGCCUCUCAGUUUUGUGAUUGAUACUUGAGGAUGUGAGAGUGACACGGCAAAACGCUCCUUUUGGUUAACACUGUGGGUGAGAGAUGUUUGACAAGGCUACACAGAGGCUUGUCCGCCGGAUUGAUCCAGAUGGCGAACUUAUUGCUGUUUCCAGACUAAACGAUUCAGAAAAGCUGAAGCCACUGGCUGUGGUCAUGAAGUGUCCGACCAAGUUGCCCUGGCAGAAGAUGAAAUACAGACCCACAGUGUUCACCCUCAAUGACCUACUACUGGGCGAACCCAUUCAGCCAGUGCUGGAGAAAACUGAUCUGGUGAAUUAUGAGGAGAAGCAUAAAGGUAACACGACUGGAUCUCUGGAGGCAGGAGGAGGUGCAUUCAGUGUGUCUGCACAGGGCAGUGGAGCAUCCACAUUUUCCUCCUCUCUAGGGGCACUUUGCAAAGAAAAUGUGAACUUACAACAACUCAUUAUGGACUCCAGAGAAAGGAAGGUAGACCUUCAGCAUCCUCUGCUCAAGCAGAAUCUUGGCAAACCCAAAUCCAAGCAGUUGUUCACUCUUGUGAUGGAGCGCAUUUUCACUACCUCAAACCAAAAAAUCAACUACAAUAGUAAGGAGGAAGGUAGCUGCAACACCAUACUGAAAUCCUUAAAGUUUGACACAGCACAGAUGAGUUUCAAACAGAGUGGAUCUCUACAAUUUGACACAGAUAUAUCUAUGGAGAUUCCAAGCCACACCAUUUUGGCUUACAGUGUCAAAGAGCUGAACAUCAAAAAUGACAGCCACUUUGAUAUUAUCAUGGCGUUGGAAGCAGAUGGCUUUGAAUCGGACUUUAUACAGCAUUCAUUCUACGUUGAGAAUGAAGUGGAUGGCUUAUUGACAACACCAGAAAUACAGGAAGGGUCCUCACUAAGCAUCCUCAAGAGAGCACUGGUAGGAGUAAGGAAUUAUUUGUGUGUGUUGGCCCAAUUGUCACAUGAAUCCUGCUCCUCCCUGCUACUCAAGUUCCAGCAGAUUCUACUGGACCGGGAACUUUUGUCUACUUUGGAGUCCAAACUGGAUGACCUGGUCUAUGGAGAUGCUCCCUGUCUUUUUCAGACCACCUGCUCUCAUGCAUCGGAUCAGUUUAUUGACACAUUUUGGGACCUGCUACAACCUGAGACAACCAGUGAAAAUAGGCUGUCCACAGACUCUCCCAAUAAUGGAGCUUCCAUGAAGUUGUCUGAGCAGAGCCAGCCAGUUCUGACUGCAGUGAACAUCCUCAUGAACGCAGCUAUGGGUUUGACAGAUGAUGGGCUCCACUUAUUACAAGGCUUCUGCGCUUCAGAAGUACUCAAUGAGUUAAAUGAUUUAGUAAACCUCCUCACAGACGACUCUCAGCCUGUCCUCUUCACCUCCCUGCCUGCUCCCCUGCAGAAUGAGGACAUGCUCAGGAGGGUGGAGCAACUGUUCAGCUCAUCCAAUGUUGUGCUGAAGAUUGAAGCUGGAAAAUUGUGGACAGAGACUACAUGCAACAGUGGACACCUCCCCUACAUACUAUGUACCAUCAUCCAUGGCCUUGCAUACCUGAGUGAGAACCUGGAAUAGGUGUGCUAAAACAUAAUAUUUCAUACAAUACUAAAGCACCCUAGUACAGUUCAAAUUAAUAAUGCACUUUUUUUAGCUUCACAGACUGUAUGAUAUGCAUCAAGCAAAUAAAAGUUUUGUGAUCUAUACUAACACAGACAUUGCUUGUUAAUCUGAAUGAACUCAUACUCAUGCAAAAUUUCAGUAAGGGGUAUGCAGCUACUUUGAUUGGGGAUCCUUAUUUUUAAACUGUAUUGUGUAUUCUCAAUGUAUUCAGACCUCAUUA
This is a messenger RNA of Electrophorus electricus (electric eel), 2087 nucleotides long. Its product is annotated as gasdermin-E-like. Gene Ontology annotation, biological process: programmed cell death. Gene Ontology annotation, cellular component: cytoplasm. NCBI's taxonomy places the organism in Eukaryota, Metazoa, Chordata, Actinopteri, Gymnotiformes, Gymnotidae. The record is from RefSeq and is a predicted model, not a curated record.